CAACUAGGGAUUAACGAAAUUUCCAAAAAUGAAUCGGCCACAGCUCUACUCAAAAUACAGUGAUUUACAAAAAACAGACAACACGUACGUUUUAGAAAAAUUUUUGGACACAUCCCGAUUUAAAGAUGAAGAUAGAAUAUUAGAUGUGGGGUGCGGAGAUGGAAAUUUUUCCGUGGAAUGUUUGAUUCCUAAGUUGCCGCAAAAUUUUAAAAAUUUCGUCGCAUGUGAUGUUUCGGAAAAAAUGUUAGAUUUUGCUAGAACGAAGUAUUUUUUGCCGAAAAUCAAGUUUGUUGCUCUAGAUAUUGGUGCCGAAGAGAUUCCGGAGGAGUUUGAAAAUUCCUUUAAUCAUAUUUACUCGUUUUAUACUAUGCACUGGGUGAGAAGACAAAGAAAAGCUUUCAAGAACAUUUACAAAAUGCUUGCUCCCGGAGGAGAUAUACUAUUUACAUUUUUAGCUAAUUCUUCGUUAUACGAUAUUUACCAAAACAUGUCGAAACAUGAAAGAUGGAGUCAACAUUCAGUAAAAGAAUAUAUUUCCCCAUAUCAUAAUUUGAAACACCCCGAGAAACGUCUAGAAAAACUAUUACAAGACAUUGGAUUUGAAGUUAAGGUGUGCAAAUUAGUCACCAGGUCCUUCCUUUUUCCAAGUAUGGAGAUUUUUAAAAAUACAAUAACAGCAGUGAAUCCGAUUGUUCAAAAACUACAUCCAGAUGAAGUUGAAGAGUACAACGCCGGUUUCCUCAAUGAAAUGAAAGGUAUGAAAAGCGUAAUCAUAGAAAACGUAAAUAAUAAUGGCGAGAAGACCAUUCGAGAAAUACAUCAAAUAUUCAUCUUAGUUGCUACAAAACCUCAAAAUAAGAAGUCCGACACAUCAAAAUUGGAAUAGAAAAUGUAGUAAUUAUACAGUACCUGCUUUAAAAUUAAUAUAUUUUAUUUAAAUAAAUGGAAUAACUUCUGUUUAUUUCUCUUAGGUAUACAUACGGUCGAAUAAGAAAUCAGACUGACAUGAGUUCUUAUUCUAUCGAUUUACGUGAUAAUUAAAUUGAAAAAUUAAAUUAUUAAAGAUUAGUGCCACAGAAGAAUAUCCUGUGUUAGUGCUAAUAUGACGCCCAGUGUAACUCUACUGUGCACCGGUUAUGCCGUGUUUCAAAAUAUGUAGAAAACAGUCAAGUAAAAAUGAAUUUGAAUUCUGAUUAUUAUAAUCUUACGAAAAUAACUAAAUUUCGAAUCAUAAAGAUAUGGCCUGAGCACAGUAAGAACCCCGGUAUCCAAAAUGAAAAUGAGCCUUAUUUGUUCGUCUUAUGUUUAAGUAAUAUAAUGUAGCAAAAUGUUUAUAGCAAAAUAUAGUAUUGUGUAGCUUAUGGUUAUUAUACAUUUAAAUAAUCUGAAAAAUCUUGUGUUCGGCUCGUAUUUUAAGCUUCAUACUAAUGAAUAAUAAAUAGUCUUUCAUCACGG
This is a messenger RNA of Psylliodes chrysocephalus, 1455 nucleotides long. Lineage: Eukaryota; Metazoa; Arthropoda; Insecta; Coleoptera; Chrysomelidae. The record is from the annotation of a GenBank genome assembly.